Myxocyprinus asiaticus (Chinese sucker) is the source of this 2972-nucleotide messenger RNA. RefSeq names its product XK-related protein 9-like. The transcript is spliced from 5 exons. The record is from RefSeq and is a predicted model, not a curated record. Gene Ontology annotation, biological process: apoptotic process involved in development; phosphatidylserine exposure on apoptotic cell surface; engulfment of apoptotic cell. Gene Ontology annotation, cellular component: plasma membrane. The coding region runs from base 294 to 1397 and encodes 367 amino acids. NCBI's taxonomy places the organism in Eukaryota, Metazoa, Chordata, Actinopteri, Cypriniformes, Catostomidae.
GAUGUGAUUUUACACUUUGAGCCUUUCCUGGUAGCCUCUAAGAGUAAAAGUAUUGAUUUAAUGCUACACUUGGGAACACUGUAAAAUGACAGUUUAUGGCUCAUGUAUAAUAAACAAGCAUAUGAUCUAGAGAUUUUUAACCUGAAUAUUCAAUCAAAGCUAAAUCGCACACAGACUGAGAGCUUAGCAAAUGAUGGGCAAGGCAAGGUUAUGAAGACAUGAUGAGGAUGAGUCCACCAACUCUUCUUGGAAAUUCUACCUUCAGCAUUCAGCAAAUGCCAUAAAACACAAUCAUGACAUCUACUGGAGGGGAUUUGAACACAUUUCGGUGGCUAUGCACCAUUAUCGGAUUUAUUUUCUAUCUAGGAGACAUUGGAUCCGAUCUCUUGUUAACCGUGCAGUAUUUUAGAGCCGGACAUCUCACCUGGGCUGCAUUGACUCUUGUGUUUAUUCUGAGCGGAUCUUUAUGCAUACAAAUAUUCAGUUAUGCAUGGUUUAAUGAUGACAAGAGAGAUAAAGAAGAAGACAGCCUGUCCACUGGCCAUCUGAUUGGGAUUCAUGUACUGCAGAUAGGCAUAAUUACUAGGUAUCUCGAUCUGAUGAAAAGGAGUUUAAAAUCCCUUUGGUUCAACCAAGUCCAGUCACGACUUUUCGACCUCGCUACAGAUCUGAGCAUGCUCCGCUUGUUUGAAACGUUCCUUGAGAGCGUUCCUCAACUUGUUCUGCAACUCUAUAUCAUCCUGGAGCACAACCAUCGCUCUACUCUGCAAUAUAUCAGCAUGGCCGUGUCUUUCCUCAACAUCGCCUGGUCCACAGUGGAUUAUCGUCGCUGUUUACGCCAUUCUCUACCUCACGUUAACGAGAUGCCUUGUGGAAUCCCCACAGUUGUGUAUCUACUCUACAAGGUAUUAACCAUAACUCCUCGAAUCCUCAGCCUCACCGUCUUCAUCAUGCUGUCCACUUUCAGCACUCUAGCAAUGGCCUUCAUAUGGCUGUUGGGAACCUUCUGGGCUUGUUUGGAAAAAACUGACUUCUGCACUUCACGAGUCCUUGAAUAUAUUUAUCGAGCCACUGUUGGAGUCAUCCUCAUCUUCACAUUCUUUAACAUUAAAGGAGAGAACACCAAAGUUCCCAUGACAAUAUAUUACAUUUUCAGUGCGAGUCAAAACCUGGCAGCACCUAUUCUGUUGUUUCUUUUCAAACCAGAAUCCGAGGGGACUGACUAUUUCUUGCCCAUAAUAUUAUUUAUAUUAAUGUCAAAUUCACUUGGACUGGGUUUCCUGGGAAUCUAUUACAGUCAUCUGCACCCUCGUAAGGUGGCUGACGAGAUAGAUGGAAUGGAAAGACAGGAGCAAAAGACAGAAAAAACACGUUUAAACCAUUUUAUACAAAUAUAAUAAUCUUGCUUAUGAACUAAUGAACUGGACAACUGAAAAAAGCUGGCUAUGUAUAGUUAUUUAUAAAGACAUUAUAUGCUUGAAUUGAUAAUGAAGGAUCUGUUUAAAAGCUAUAAAAAUGUUUUAAAGCUGCCAAGGAAGAUAUCUGAUUUACAGGUAUGAAACUAAACCUGUACAAAUUAUGAAUAAGAUUUCUGCUGCUGAGAUUAAUGCCUUUAAUUCAUUCUCUACCUCUGAUCACUUUUGUUAGUAGUUCAAGCACUACCACAUUUAUAACACAAGAUGGCACUGUUGUUCCAUAAAAACUUAAAAAGCAGUCUCUAAAAAAAUUUAAAUCUGUCAUUUAUUCACCCUCAUAUUAUUUUAAACUUGUAUGACUUUCUUUCAUCCAAAUAGAGAUGUUAGGUAGAAUAUUAGGGACAACCUCAGUCACCAUUCACUUUCACUGUAUGGAAAAAAAAAAAAAAAAUGCAAUGAAAGUGAAUGUGGCUGAGGUAGUGAUUUGGCCUAACAUCUCCUUUUGUUUUCCACAGAAGUAAAAAAAGUAAUCCAGGUUGGACAUGAGAGUGAGUAAAUGAUGAUAAAAAUGUAAAUGUAAAUUUGUGCACUACCCCUUGAAUUUUCAGAGUACAUUAAAAAAUAAUUUCAGUUCUACUAGACUUCUAUACUGUGUGUGUAUAUAUAUAUAUAUAUAUAUAUGUAUAUAUAUAUAUAUAUAUAUAUAUAUAUAUAUAUAUAUAUAUAUAUAUAUAUAUAUACACACACACACACACACACACACACACACAAAUUCAAUAGAGCAAGUGAUCAACUUGGUAAUACAACAUGUAUAAAAAAAAUGAAAAAGGUCAGGACUGCAAUUAACACUGCGAUUUGAAUGCAACAUUAUGUAACUUUACACGAAUCCUUCGUGUGGACAUGUAUGUCUGACUUAAGCAGAAGGACAUGUGAACUUUGACCCUGACUAUCUCUGCUUCUAGAGAGACCAAGAGGCUGUAAGAUCAACUGCAGAUCAGCUGUUUCAGUGCUGAUUUAAAGAUAAUAAACCAAUAUUGUGCAACCUAGCAGAGUGAGAAAGGAUUGAGAGAAGCAGAAAAAAAGAGAGUGAAGAGAAAGGAUAAAAAUAGAAAAGUGGCCACAGCUUUCCUUAGUAGUUUGUUCAGUGAAUAUCUGCACUGAGGGGGUGAGUUACCAUACAGACAGACUGCAGAUUUAAUCAACAGUAGAGUUUUCAAAUAAACAUUAGUAUACUUUUCUUCUUUACAUACGUUGUAUUCUUUGUUUGCAUACUCUUUAACACUCUCCCUUACUGAUAUCAUUAAAAACUUAAAAACUAAAAACUUAAACAGAGUUCAUUAUAAAUCUAUUUACUUUUUCUAUUUAUUUUUCUUUUUUUCUGUAUUUAUUAUAUGUUUACAGUCUCUGUACUUCCCUGUGGCUCUUUGAUGGAGUCUUUAUUAUUGUGUUUAUGAGUCAAUUGCAUGCUCUAUUUUUUAUUACCAAACAAAGUAUUCUACUCCCUUUCAUGAUAAAUCCAUUCUGGUCUGCAUGGAUAUUGCUAUGAUUUUGCACGUC